Tigriopus californicus is the source of this 1713-nucleotide messenger RNA. RefSeq names its product sodium-dependent glucose transporter 1C-like. The record is from RefSeq and is a predicted model, not a curated record. Gene Ontology annotation, biological process: transmembrane transport. Bases 97 to 1461 code for a protein of 454 amino acids. The transcript has 5 exons. Lineage: Eukaryota; Metazoa; Arthropoda; Copepoda; Harpacticoida; Harpacticidae.
CAUCAGAGAAGAACUGGAUUGACAACACGUCAUUCUCAUUUGUUGCAUGCUGAACUUUUAUUGUGUGGGAGGGUCUUCUUGGCAAUUGCAACAAAAAUGGAGCACCGGACCCGGUUGAUCAUAACCGCCAUCAUCAACCUUAACUUCCUCCUAACCAUAGGUUUGGUUGGAGGAAUCAUUGGACCCACUCUCCUGGACAUGAAAGAUAUUUAUGGGACCACGGUGGACAAAGUCUCAUUCAUGUUUAUGAUGGGCUCAACUGGAUCUAUUACAGGUUCCUUUAUCACCGGUUUUGUCAUGGACAAGUUUCCGCGAUAUCGGUGCCUACUUUUGUUUGCCUACACCUUAAACACCAGCUUAGUGACGGCGUUGAUGCCCUUCAUGAGCCAUCUAUCGAUAUUUUUCUUCUUGAGCUUCUUAGGCGGCUUCAGUGGGGGUUCCUUGGACAUGGGGGGCAACGUGUUUUGCCUUCAUGUAUGGCGUGGACUGGAAAGCGGUCCCUACAUGCACAGUAUUCACUUCAGUUUUGCCAUUGGGGCGUUUCUGGGACCCUUGCUGGCUGUUCCCUUCCUUGGCACCAAUGGUGACCAAUUGCAAGAGGCUCUCAUGUCAUUUAAUGAGACAACUAUGAACCAAACGGAUAUGAUAGAAACAGACACCCAAAUCACCAUUUUUUAUCCAUUGGUGGGAGCCUUAGCCCUUCUGCCAGGACUAGGUUACCUUUACUACGGAAUUCAAGACCUCAGAGAGCAACCCAAUGAAAACCAGGCGGCCAUAUCCUCCGCGAACCAUGGAAAUGAAUCUCAAAAAGCCCAUGCGUGGAAGGUUGUGACCCUUUUGGGCCUUGUGGCCAUAUUCUUCUUCUUGUACGUGGGCGUGGAGGUGACGUUCGGUACUUUUUUGACUACCUUUGCGGUGGAAAGCGAUCUACAACUCACGAAACCUCAGGGAGCGGAUUUGACCGCCAUUUUCUGGGGCUUCUUCGCCCUCAUGAGAUUUCUCUCUAUUUUUGCCGCCAUCAAACUGAAUCCAGCCGUCAUCUUGGUCUUUAGCUUCGGGACGUGCUUAUUGAGUAGUGCAAUGCUAUCAUUAUAUGGGGACCAAAAUUUGAGGCUACUUCAAUUGGCUUGCGGCGGCAUGGGAGUGGGCACAGCAUCCAUAUUUGCCACCGGCAUCUUAUGGUUGGAACAGCAUGUGGUGGUGACCAAUCGGAUUGGUGCCCUAGUCUCAAUAGCAGCAUCUUUGGGCCCGGAUAUCUUUCCCGUCAUCGUGGGUCAAUAUAUCGUGGCGCAGCCCAUGGUGUUGAUGCACGUCACGGCGCUGACCUUAAUUGGCUGUGUGCUCAUUUUCAUAGCUUGUCAUUUUCUGGCCAGAAGUUACCAGAAGUUCCAGUCUUCCCUGACGAUGCCAGUAUCAACCGAGGACGACGAUGGCUUCGAAACCAUUCCUCUGAAUAAAUGAACAUGUCGGAAAUUGUGUCCUCAAUCUUAGCAUGGGGGUUGGAUGUUGAAGCAUUUGGAAAAUGCAUUUAUUUCCUGUCCGUCGUCCACUUUUCCAAAUUUGAUCAUCAAAAAGUUCCCUCUGUCUUCCUCUGUCGCUCAUCCUCUAUCCACUACUCGACAACUAUUCUGCCUUUGACUUGCCAAAGAAAACGAGACAGAUUCAUUCCAAGUUUCCUCGUUGCCCGCAAAACUGGUCUUUGUUAAAUCAAGA